Coffea arabica (coffee) is the source of this 3178-nucleotide messenger RNA. Lineage: Eukaryota; Viridiplantae; Streptophyta; Magnoliopsida; Gentianales; Rubiaceae. The record is from RefSeq and is a predicted model, not a curated record.
AGCAACUCUAGCGCUGCUGGUAAUCCCCUGAAAUCUUAAACCCUUGAAACCCAAAAACCCUUUCUUUCUGUCUCUGUCUCUGUCUCCUCUGUGGAAACUCAAAAAUGGGUUUGGGUCCUCGAUUGCAAUUGAUCCGGAAUCUCUAUCGAGCAAAAAAUCAAAUUCCAGAAUUCUCCCGUUUGCUUGGGAGCUCAGGAAGAUAUUCAAAUGUCAUUUCACAUGAUUCCAAAUCCUGGGGCAAUUCCUCUUGUUUGGAUGGAAGAUAUCUUAAUCAUCAAUCAUGUAAUAAAUGGACUGUUCCACUAGCUAUUUGUAGGACCAUGUCGUCCUGUGUAACCAAGGACUCUAGAGGACUUCCUUGGACUCCUGGUACUAAAAUCAUACUUCAAGCAACAACGGUAGCUGAGCUAUCCAAUUUUGGCUAUGCUAGAUUUGUUACAACACAAGCAAAAGCUCCAGCCCAAGCACGACUAAUGGGAGCACUUCAGGUAUCUAUGCAGAGUCCUGGAAUUGUGUAUGAGCCAUAUGCACCUCGUGAAAAGCUUCCUUUCUGGAGAAGGUGGUUUACAAGAAGUGGUUGGCGUAGAACAAAAGAUGAUCUUAUUUUAGAGCUCAAAACUGCGUAUGCCAUUGCUAAAUUGCGAAAAUCUGGAUACUCUAAACAGAAGUUCUAUAAUGAAGCUUUUGACUUGUACAAAGAGAUAAGUACUAAAGUUGCUAAUGGAGACAAAACAUCAUUGAGGAAAUUAGUUACAGAGAAGAUGUAUUCUGCUCUCAAGAAUGAAAUCAAGCAAAGAGAAUCCAGGUGGAGUAAAAUGUAUUGGGAACUGGUGGAACCAGCAGUUCAAAUACGAACACUACGUGCUCGACUGAUUGCCAUUGAUCGGGAAAAUCUUAAUAAGGCGUUUGCACAGCUUACACUUGAAUUUUUGACUAAACAGAAAUAUGAGGCAUAUGAUACAAAUGGAACUGUUGUUGCUGGAGACAAGGACAAGGAGGUUCUUGUGCGUGAGAUAUGGGUUUUUGAGAAAUCUCUCUUCCACCCUGGAGCAUAUUGGCGUCUAUGUGGACGAAUCAACACUUCAUGAGGUUUUAUCUGAUGAGGAGAUAUUUUGUAAACUAAAAAUUUUGAAUAAUGGCAUCUUAUCAUUUUUUAGAAUUUGUUUGUUCAGUAAAAUUUCUGAUGUAAAGGACUAAUUUUAAUUUUUUUUUUUGGCCACGAAUAGCUUAUACUGUGAAUUCCCUGUAAGUCAUUGGGCAGAUUCAAAUAGCUGCUUUCAUGCUUGUAAAGUUGAAUGAGGGGAUGACGUUUUGGAGUUUUUGAACACUGCACUUAUUUUAAGUGAUAUUCAUCUAACGACUUGUGAAUUCCCAGUGGAUAUGUACUUUACAGCAUUGAUAUACUCGAAUUCUUGUUGGUCUAGUUGUUUAACCAUUUUGGGGAAUCUUAGAUCAUGGGUAGUCGGAUCAUUUAUCUUUAAUUUUCAGACCUUGAGACUUAUUUGCUGGAUCUUUGAAAUAAUCCAUUUUGUGGAAUUACAUGCAUGGUUCAUAUUAAGGUUUGUUACUACACAGGACAUCAGUUUAUGAACACAACCUCUUCCCGACAAAGGGGGGAGAAAGGAGGUGAAGGGAAAGACUUUAUGCACUAGAUUUACUGAAUGAAAAACCAGCAAAGGUAGGUUUUUCAUUUUUGUUAUUCUUUCUAAUCUGCUGAACAUUAAUUUACCCUUCAGAUGAAGUGCUGCUAGGAUUGUAAUUUGCGACUUGGUAAAGCCCUGGCAUUCAUUCAGUGUUGUGAUUGGUUUCGUGGUGUUCGUUGAACAUGAAAGCAUACUAACAUGUUUUGUUAUUAUCUCUGGCAUUCAUGUAUAGAUAAUAGUCUUGGGGGUUGUCCUCCCCCCAUUCAUUUCCUUUACCAAAUCUUGCACUUUGGCCCGUUUCAAAUUUCUACAAAUCUAUAUGUCAAAUGUGCUAAAUUCAGUCAAGAUUAGGAAUAUUUUGCGGAACUCAAGAAUUGGGCUAAAGUGACUCGGGUAUUCCUGGGAACUGAAGACCAUACCAGGAAUAUCAACAGUCAUCCUUUUUCUUACUCAUGGUAAAUCCUUCAACUAAUAUUCAAGGUAACAGUCAAGCAACUGGAUCUUGUAUCUUCCCGAAAGCGACCUAUUUCUUUAAAGCAUAAUCAACUCUGGGUGGAUAUCGGGCAGAGGAAAAAGAAAGAAAAGAACUUUUCUGGCAUAAAGUAAUCCUUGUUGCUUGACGUGUGGGAGAUUCUCUCCCAUAACACCGUGAUUACCUUGCGUUCAGAUGAAGCAAGCCCUCAAUGUUUUUAAUGCAACCUCUGAAGAAUGGAGGAGGAUAUGGAUGAAUUAAAGGGCAGCCCUGAAAGCCUUGGCAUUUUUCGCAUAUUCAUCAAUUUCAUCCUGCCUACAGAAUGUUUUGUGCGGGAUGCUUUAGCCAUUUUCUGCAGACUCUUCAUCUUCAUAGCAAGUUCUGCAGUUCUAGCAGCACAAGACUUGAAGCAGCAUUUGAGUUUGGGAGGCUUUCUUGGCCAUGGAUUUUAUAUCGUCCAGAGACUGCAUGAUUGGAUCAUGCAAACCCUGGAAGCUCAGGCCAUGAAGCCUGUGACUUUAGGACGCAUGCCUGGAAUUGCUGCUGCACAAUCGCAACAUCGAACUAGCACCAGAAAAGAUCAAAAUCUGCAUUUGACUUCUCAUACAAAUCCAUCUGAAGUGAAGGAUUAUUGUCCAAUGAAUGCAGCAAAACAAACGGAACCGGUUAGGUACCACUCGAGCUUCCCCAGAGAUGAAAGAGAGCUAUCACAACUCCCAAACGGUGUAGAUGAUGAAGUUCUUUCUUCCUGCUCAUCUAUACAAAAGAAAGAUGGUGAAGAUAUGGUAAAAGAUCAGGAGUCAACUGUGCCAACCGUCGUGCUUUUCCCUCAAAAAAGAGCUCCCAAGGAGUCGGUUAGCAAAAAUGAGAAUGUAGAGAUAUUGAAGGAAAUUAAACCAAAUUAUUUUAUUAUUUAAUUUCCUAAAUUCUUUUAGUUUCUUAUUUCAGUGUCUAGUUUUGAUAAGGUAUAGUUUCCGUAAUUGAGGCCAGGUCCAAAUAGUGACGAGUCAAGUGUUAGUCCAACUCCUAGUUGGUUUGAAUUGAUUACUCCCUUGGGUUAGUC